ACGCCUCUCUUUUUACCUGUUGCCUUACUAACGCAAGAAAAAAAAGAAAUGCAGCCAAACCAGCCCAUGCCCAUAAACCUCAGAGCAUCUGUUGCACACUCACAGAAAGUACAGUUGGUGUCUGCCCUUCACAUCAACACCAUAAUAAGCGGAUCAUCCGUCACAAAGUCUGACACUGACAAGCAUGUUCAGCACCAGUACAGACAACCACCCCUCGGGAUACAACCUGGGCCCACAGGCAGGUGACCAGGGGUCUCGUGGGGGCCACAAGCCUGAAGGAGACCACGGAAAAGAGGGGCGCCACGGUGGAGAUGGUCGCCAUGGAGGGGAUGAUCGCCAUGGAGAUGAUCACCAUAGGGAUGACAACCGUGGAGGUGAUCGCCACGGCAAUGACCAUGAUGGCAGUCAGAGGAGACGCAGCCCCGAUCGCCAUGGUGACCGUGAACAUGACCUCGACCACAGCCCUCGUCGGCAUCGCCGCGGGAGCGGGAGCGGCAGCGGCAGUGGCAGUGGCAGCGAUGGCGAGGGUGGUCAUGGAAACAUGGCAAACACGGGCGCAAACACAGGCAUCGUCAUGGGAGCGGAAGCCCCAGCCGUGGUCAUGGUCACGGUCACGGUCGUGGGCGUGGUCGUGGGCGUGGGCAUGGCCACGGGCCUCCAAACUGGUAGUGCAGUGAAUCCAGGCAGCAGAGCAGGCCACCAGCAGAGGCCCGUCCUUUUGAAGAGCCUUAAAAGUGAAAGUAUGUUGCUCUGUCCUGACACUGAGCUCACUGCUACAGUAGUUUCAGCGUUUUAUUUUUUCACUGAAGAAGUUUUGUUUUUUUUAAUCCUGCAGCCUUUGAAAUCCAGCCAAACAAGCUGAGUGGACGACUGCAUAGUUUAGGCAAUAGUUUAGGUGAUCUUCACAUUUGGGUGAAAUAAAAAAUGAU
This is a messenger RNA of Oreochromis niloticus (Nile tilapia), 929 nucleotides long. RefSeq names its product hyphally regulated cell wall protein 1-like. The transcript has 4 exons. NCBI's taxonomy places the organism in Eukaryota, Metazoa, Chordata, Actinopteri, Cichliformes, Cichlidae. The record is from RefSeq and is a predicted model, not a curated record. Bases 185 to 862 code for a protein of 225 amino acids.